Cololabis saira (Pacific saury) is the source of this 5249-nucleotide messenger RNA. It is a transcript of the gene satb2, whose product is annotated as SATB homeobox 2. Gene Ontology annotation, biological process: regulation of transcription by RNA polymerase II; chromatin remodeling. Gene Ontology annotation, molecular function: RNA polymerase II cis-regulatory region sequence-specific DNA binding; DNA-binding transcription factor activity, RNA polymerase II-specific. Bases 692 to 3385 code for a protein of 897 amino acids. Lineage: Eukaryota; Metazoa; Chordata; Actinopteri; Beloniformes; Belonidae. The record is from RefSeq and is a predicted model, not a curated record. The transcript has 14 exons.
CCAGAGCCGGCCCACACGGCGUCUUCACGGGUCGGACUGACGCCUCCUUUCCUCCCUCCCUCCCUCCUUCCUCCCCCCGGUCUCUGUCUCUCCUCCCCUCUCUCCUCCCUCUAUCAGUCAGCGCGCCCGUUGGCACAGCUACGAUUGAAAGUGACACAGUCUGAUCAGAGAACGCUCCUCUGCGCCCGCUGCUUUUCUUCUCGGUCACGUUUGUGUCCGGUUGUGUUUUGGUUUGCUUUCCCCCCGCCGGGCAGUGUGUUGUGCAUCCGAGCUGCUGCGUCGCUCUUUUUUUUUCUUUUCUUGUUUCUUUAUUUUUCUUUCCCGCGGGGAUGAAGCCAUGAGUUCAGAAAGGAGCAGGCGGGUGUCAUAGAAGCGCGACAGUAGAGAGAAACAGUGCACUCCGAUCCACUGCUUUUACGCACAACACGCACACCUUUCACAGCCACACAAUCUCACAGAAGUAACUAACUUUUUCCUCUGUGGAUCUCCGGCCCGGCUCCGAGUCCAGCUUCGAGCUAAGAACCAGCGUGACUUGCCGCCCGCGUUUCCCCCGGAGCCGAACCGACAGCCAGCCCUGGAUUCACUACUGCUGAUCAAUGGACAGAGCCUCCUCAGCGGGCAGCAGCGCUACAGACACGCGGUGAACAACUCAUUCUCUCUGGCUGGGGCUCCUCUGGGAGUGUGGAGGAGGAUGGAGCGAGGAAGGGAGAGUCCCGUCACCCAGGACAGCCCCGAGCGGAGGGGAGGCAGCCCGGACCUCGGUGGGCUCCCGCCGCCAGGGAAGAAGGGCCGGCUGGAGCUCAACGGGAGCCCCACGGGGCCGCGCAUUCGCCACAACGGAGCCCCGCCGCCGCGGCCACUCGGAGGUCUGAUGAUUCCGGUCUUCUGUGUGGUGGAGCAGAUGGAUGGAGGGAUUCCGACGGAUGGAUGCGAGGGACGGGAGGAGCACGCAGAGUUCGUGCUGGUCAGGAAGGAUAUUCUCUUUUCUCAGCUGGUGGAGACGGCUCUGCUGGCCCUCGGCUACUCCCAUAGCUCUGCUGCACAAGCCCACGGCAUCAUCAAGGUGGGAAGGUGGAACCCUCUGCCCAUCCACUUCCUGACCGACGCCCCAGAAGCCACCGUUGCUGACAUGCUGAUGGAGGUCUACCACAUGGUCACACUACGCAUCCAACUGCAGAGUUUUGCGAAGCUGGAGGACCUUCCCUCUGAGCAGUGGAACCACGCCACCGUCAGAAACGCUCUCAAAGAGCUGCUGAAGGAGAUGAACCAAAGCACGCUGGCCAAAGAGUGUCCGCUGUCCCAGAGUAUGAUUUCCUCCAUAGUGAAUAGUUCGUACUACGCCAACGUCUCCACUGCCAAAUGUCAGGAGUUUGGUCGUUGGUACAAGAAAUACAAGAAAAUCAAAGCAGGUGAUUAUCUGGAGAAAAUGUGGACCGGACGAGACCCUGCUGACAUUAAGAUUGAGCGGGACAACAUGGCAGACUUCUGCAUGCUGGGACAGAGACCCCCUCCUCACCUGACCAGUCUGGCUCAGCUCAGCCACUUGAACGCCGGCAGUCCUCUCCUCAAAGCCGGGUCUGGGGAUCCACAGGCGCCUCCUCAGCCUCCUCCCCCUCAGCAGCAGCAGCCCUCCCCUCACGGCCCCCUCCAUCACAGCCCUCCUCUCCGGACGGGGCAGGUGCCUCCCCCUCCCCCGCCGCCCCCGCCCGGCGCCCUGCAGCCCCUGCUGGGGCCGGGCGGGCUGCUGUCCCCUCAGCUCUCCCCUCAGAUGGUCCGCCAACAGCUGGCCAUGGCCCACCUCAUCAACCAGCAGCUAGCCGUGAGCCGCCUGCUGGCCCACCAGCACCCCCAGACCCUCAACCAGCAGUUCCUCAACCACCCGCCCAUCCCUCGGGGCUCGUCCAAGGGCGGGGAGCAUCCCGGCAGCAACCCGUCAGCCGCCGAAGUGUCCUCCGACAUCUAUCAGCAAGUCAGAGACGAGCUGAAGAGAGCCAGCGUCUCCCAGGCCGUGUUCGCCCGCGUGGCGUUCAACCGCACACAGGGCUUGCUCUCAGAAAUCCUGAGGAAGGAAGAGGACCCUCGGACGGCCUCGCAGUCGCUGCUCGUCAACCUGAAGGCCAUGCAGAACUUCCUGAACCUGCCCGAGAGCGAGAGAGACCGCAUCUACCAGGAGGAGAGGGAGCGCACCAUGAACCCAUCGGUGGGCCUUCCUGCCUCCAACUCCUCCAGCCCUGGUGGCGCUCGCCUCUCACAGAAAGUGUGGGAGAGGAGCCUGGAUGAUCAGAUAACCUCUGAUACCUGGGCCUCCAUCUGGAAGAACAAGACCAAGAUCUCAAACUCUCCCAAGCCGCCUGGUCCCGCCCCAGACCUCCCUCUGAAGCUGGAGUCGCUGGUCAACAUCACGUCGGGCAUCUAUGACGAGAUUCAGCAGGAGAUGAAGAGAGCCAAGGUGUCCCAGGCUCUGUUCGCCAAGGUGGCCGCCAACAAGAGCCAGGGCUGGCUGUGUGAGCUGCUUCGGUGGAAGGAGAACCCCAGCCCCGAGAACCGCACCCUCUGGGACAACCUGUGCACCAUUCGGAGGUUCCUGACGCUGCCGCAGGCGGACAGGGACCUGGCGUACGAGGAGGAGUCCCGACAUCACCACACCGAGAGGCUGCACACGGUCCUCCACCUGCCUCAGGACGCACAGUUCUACUGUCUUUCUCGCCAGGCGCUUCACAGGCCGGCUCAGACGCCCAUGAAGGAGCACCGUCUGUCUCCGAUGCGUGAAGAGCCGCUACCUGCCGCCGUGAACGAGGACAGGUCGCAGAACACGGCAGCGGGGGCGACGGGCGGAUGUCCUCCUGCUGCCGUCGGCAGCGCCGGGAGCAACAAGAAGCCACGGUCGCGCACUAAGAUUUCCCUGGAAGCCCUGGGCAUCCUGCAGAGCUUCAUCCAGGACGUGGGCCUGUACCCCGACCAGGAGGCCAUCCACACCUUGUCUGCACAGCUGGACCUCCCCAAACACACCAUCAUCAAGUUCUUCCAGAACCAGCGCUACCACGUCAAGCACCACGGCCGCCUUAAGGAGCUGGGCGAGGGCGCCGCCGCCAGCGGAGGAGUGGACGUCAGCGAGUACAGAGAGGAAGAGCUCCUCUCCGGCUCGGAGGACCCCGAGUCCAGCGAGGACGGAGCCGAGGAGAUCUACCCGCCCACAGAGGCCAGCGCCGGGAGCACGGGGGGACUGAACCCGCCUCCGUCGUCCUCCAGCUCCAGCCAGUCGUCCUCAGGGACCAACGCGGCUCAGGAGGACGGCAAGGACCAGGGCCACGGGCGGCUCGGUGGCCCUCUGGCCCCCGGGAGCUCCUCGUCCAGUCCCCGAGAUCAGACUGACUACCAGAGGUAGAGACUGACGGACAGAGAGUCGAGGAGAGAGCGAAAGAGAAACGGAGGAAAAACAGGAAACACUAAUGGGGAUCUCGUCCUGAACACACGGAGGAUGGAAGAAAAAGAAAAGCUGUAUGAGACACGAACGUCUAUGCAGGCACAUCGACCGAGAAACAAAUCAACUGAAAUACUAGGUUUGUUGGGACAGUUUUCAACUUGUGGAGUGAAUUUACCUCAGUAGAGACGGCAGGUUUACGCGAGCGGUCGUAGACUGUUUUCCCCAAAAGUGUUUUAAUACGUCACCCUGAUUUGAACUAGCAGAUAAGAGUUUUUGCUGCUCAUGCCUUCGAUUUACAAGCAGAAACAAUCAAAUGACCUUCCUCUCAUCAACCACAAACGACACCCCGAUGAAGUCUGAGCACAGUCACACAGGACGCACUCCCAAACCGUCGGGCGGAGAGGACCUGGGGCCUUCAGAGACUCACAAAACCCUCAAAUUCCUCAGGAGACACACUGACGUUGCUUUUGCCCGCCGGAGGACGCAGGUAGAAGACGCACGCUGGUGUAUCUAUAAGCUUUAUUUCAUUGAAAAGAGAAAAGAAAAGAAAAAAGAAAGGCCAGUGGCUGCCCCGCAUCCCGCCCCAGCCUCACGUUGACACCCUGUCUAGCACUUACUGUUCACAGAGACUGAUAUUUCAUGGAUGUGAUGAACCCCUCGCCUUUCCUCCCUCCCUCCUCUCGAGGCGUGCAAGUAUUAAAAGCGAGGCCCUGAGAAGAGCGGCGGCCGGCAGAUCGAGAGGAUGUGGCGAGGAGGGACGCUCGGGCCUGAACCCUUCCCGGCACCGCCCACGAAUGUGUGGUGAGGGGGGAAAAAAAAAAAAAAAAUUAAAAAAAAUGUCAAGGCGGGAAAGACAGCGCAGAGAUUCAGCAACCAAACAAUCUGUCACUUUAUGUGCGGUAGUCCACCCCUUCCACCCCCCCUCCCUCUGUCUAACUGGUGCCCACAGUCUUGUGUUUCACCACACCUACCCGCACUUAAACUUCACCAACCCUAUUUAUUGCUAUCUUUAUCCAUGAUUAUUAUUAUCAUUAUUGUUAUUAUUGUUGUUAUUAUGGUUAGAAUUGCUGUCAUGGCGUGCUAUUUUUAGCUUUUAUUUCCAUGGUUUGAAAUAUUGGUUUUCAGAUUUGGGCGGUUGUUUGGAGAGGACAAAGUGCUCUGCCCUGAGCGAGGAGGAAGCAGCAGAGGCGAAGGAAAAUAAAGAGAAGCAGUUACUGAGUGUUAAAACCUGACCUGUCCUGUUGUAUUAUGCCUUUUUUUUUUAUUGCUCUGUUCCCCCCCCCCCCCCGAAAAAAAAAGAAAAGAGAGAAAUAGUUCCGAGAGCAAAAUGUGUGUUUCUUUUUGCUGCAGUUGAUGACAAUCUACUUUUUGAGCCAUGAAAGAAAAGUUCGACUCUGUUCUUCACUUUUAUGUGUGUAAAUAACCCGACACGGGAUCUGUUGUAAUUGUUGUACUUUCGUUUUUGCUGCGUGACUUCAAAAGUUUGAGCCAGUGGAGGGGGGGGGGGGGGCCGGGACGAUUCGAUGAGAAAUUCAAACACAAGACUAUUUAAGAAACGGCGUUCCUACUUUUUCGUCCAGCGUCUGGUGCAGUCGUGUAAAUGUACAGUAUGUUUUGAAACGAUACCUGAGCAGGGACCGCGUCCCGCGUGACCGUCCUGAUCAGCUGCUACACUCGAACAGAUGACCUGCCUUUUCAAUGAUUACUCCGUAUGAUGAUAUUGUGCUUUUCUGUGUGACAGGAAUCAGGGUUAUUCUCAAAACGCAGUUCCAACGAAAUCUUAGUUCAUCAGUGUUGAAGUGAAUUAAAAUUUGUGAAUUCAAAA